AUGGUUCAUCAUUGGAUACUUUCUUUACAAAUAAAUAAUAAUUUUUUUCCUUUUAGUUUUACAAAAAAGUCUAUAAAAACCGUUGUAAACGAAUCCCCUCCCUUUCUCUCUGAAUUGGAUGUUGAAAAAAACUUGUUGCAAUUCGUCUUUAUUAUUCUCUCACCUCUCAGAUUGAAAGAAAUGUCUGAGUUGAUGGAGCAAUAUAGUGAAUUUUAUGAAAGUGAAUAUGCUCAAUCACCUCCUGCCUAUGUUCUCUGCAUGCUUAGCAAAAAAAUACGAUGGAAGCCAAAAGAUGUGAAUGGAUUUGGCCUUUAUUUGGCUGGGAACAAUAAGCUCCUUACUGAGCAACGUCUCACUGAUGAAGAUGUUCUCAUUUUAUUCAUGGUCCUGAAAAACUCAUCCAUUUUUGUUGUGAUAAAUCUCAGUUAUAAUAACUUGGGAGACAAAUCAGCCCAAGCAAUUGCUGCCUAUUUACAGGAAAAUACCACAUUACAGAAGAUGAAUUUAAUGUGCAAUGAAAUUGAAGAAGAAGGAGCAGAGGCCCUGGCUAAAUCAUUUGGGGUAGUAAGUGAUUUCUUAUCUAUCUAUAUGUCUAUCUAUAUAUCAUUUUAUCUAUCUCUGUAUGCACAUAUCUAUCUAUCUAUCUAUCUAUCUAUCUAUCUAUCUAUCUAUCUAUCUAUCUAUCAGUACAUGUCUGUUUGUCUGUCUAUUGAUCUAUCUGUGUACAUUUUUGCUCAGAGGAAUCGAACUCUUCAGACUCUUAUAAUGAAUGGCAACAAAAUUGGGAAAAAAGGAGCCCUGGCAUUUGCUCAGGUUUUACAAAUUAAUACAGGCUUGAAGGAAUUGGAUCUUGGUCACACGGAUCAGACCAUCGACAGUGUCAUUGCUUUGGCAGUAGUGUUAAAUUUUACCAAUUCCACCCUUUUGAAUUUGAACAUCAGUCGACCUCUGCUGAAAGGUCAAGACCAAGAAUGUGCCACUGUUCAUAUUGGCCAGUUAUUGAAGAACAACAAAACCUUAAAAGAAUUGCAUUUAGCAAAAGUUGAUAUUCGUGAUUUUGGAGCUACAAGAAUAUCAGAAUCAUUGAUAUAUAACACAACUCUGACACAUCUUGAUCUGAGCAGUAAUCGAAUUGGAGAGGAUGGUAUCAAGGUUUUGGGUGAUGCCAUUUCAACCAGUAAUUGUCUGAAAUAUUUGGACAUCGGCUACAACAGAAUCAAGGACCCGGGAGUCAAGUACAUUGCAGAAAUGUUAGAAAGAAAUACUUCUCUGAAAACGCUUGUCCUUGUCUAUAAUUGUUUUGGUAGUCCUGGAUUGCUUUCACUUAUUUCAACUUUGAAAGAUUCUAAUGAUACUCUAACUGCUCUCUUUAUUUGGGGUAAUGAAUUCAAUCCUGAUGCCAGCAAGGAAGUUGCUCAGCUUCUCAAAAACAACCGUCUGCUGUCAGAGAACAUUGAUGUGAUGCCUUAUCAAGUUGAUGGCUUCUACUAUUUAAGUCAGUUGAAUCACCAUCCCAACCGACAUUUCUACUGGGCUCCCAGCUAUGGAGAUGAUGUACCUCACUUUCAGAUUUAUGGAGACGGCAUUAAAAAAAGGCCGGCAUUUAAUUUGCAUUUUAAAUCCCUGCGUUGA
Acanthosepion pharaonis is the source of this 1632-nucleotide messenger RNA. Lineage: Eukaryota; Metazoa; Mollusca; Cephalopoda; Sepiida; Sepiidae. The record is from the annotation of a GenBank genome assembly.